AUGAGCGUCUUGCGAAGAGAAGGCUCUGAGAGCAGAGCUAGUGACGUGUGGAAGGAAAGCCAUGCCUCCAAAGACGCCAAAGAGCAUCUGGACAUCGGAGAUCCGGGAAGGUCGACGGAUCCGAGUGGGGAGCUGAGAUCACCAUUGAAGGAGAAGGGGGUGAAAGCUGAGAUCGCAGCAGAAGUUCUGCUGCUAAGAGGGAGGGUGCUGUCGAGUUUGCCUGUGAAGAGAUGCUUCAAGUUGUUUGUGGGAGGGUACGCCGAAGACUUCGCCAUGGAGAGGACGAGGCUGCACAUGAAUGUGUUCCCAAGGCUGUACGCGUUCUGCAUGGAGUCAGGGAUAGACUUCGAUGUGGUGGACAUGAUGCAUGGCGCUAACGACCUCCUUCCUCCAGAGCCAAACUUCGCUCAGGUCUGCUUGCAAGAGGCCCAGGACUGUCUCGACCAUUCUACAGUAGGGUUGCGGUACUUGGCCAUGGUGGGGAACAAGGUGGGGCACGUUCCGUUCCCCGCGAAGCUGUCGAAGCAUGCCUUCACAGACAUCAUCAACAUCGUCAACGAGGAGGACAAGGAGCUGUUGAGAGCCUGGUACCUGCCCGAUGAAGACAGCUACCCGCUCUACUACAAGUUGCAAACGCCUCUGUGUGCUGCUGAAGAGAUAGCAAGAGGUGCUGAUAUCGAGGAUCUCGGGCCCGAAGACAAGCUGAGAGCCUUCACAAACUAUCGGGCAGUCCAGCAGUCGCUGCGGAGGAUCUUCCUGCAGGCCGUCCAGCUGCUUCAUGUCAGUGACUACAACAAGUGCCUGCUGCAGAGUGAGCUGGAACUGUUCCUGGAGGGGAAGAGCGGCGGUCAAGGCAGCGUGAUGAGUUUGCGGUACAUCCGAGGGAUCAACAACAAGGACGGAAGAGCCAAGAUCUACAAGGAUCUUGAGAAGGACGGGCUGGACAGCAGCUGGACUGCCUAUAUAGACUGGAUCCACCAGAAUCGAGCUCAGCAGCUGCUGGGGUCGGGGAAGCAGAUAGUGAGGUCGACGAUCAACUGGACCCCCUUUGGCGUGACCGACUUCAACGAGCAGCACAAGCAGCAGCAGCAGCAGCAGCAGCAGCAGCAGCAGCAGCAGCAGCAGCAGCAGCAGCAGCAGCAGCAGCAGCAGCAGCAGCAGCAGCAGCAGCAGCAGCAGCAGCAGCAGCAGCAGCAGCAGCAGCAGCAGCAGCAGCAGCAGCAGCAGCAGCAGCAGCAGCAGCAGCAGGCCUACUUGGAAGGAAUCGAGCAGAACUUGUUUCAGUUACUUCAGGAGAGCAUAGAGAUGGACUUGAAGAUGAAAAGCUCAAACUUUACACCAGAUUAUGUCGACUUUAUCCAAGAGGUUCGCAACCAUUCCGUUCACGCUGCCCGGCUCGCCUCCGGCUGCUUUCCCGUCCCAGAGUUUGAAACCUUGAUGGGCAUGCUGACAAAAACAAAUACAACAAACACAGGUGAAAGCAGCCCGAUCUUCCUCGUCGGCCCUCCAGGGUCGGGCAAGUCGACCAUCCUUGCCUCCCUUGCCUCCCGUCUCUCAGCCUCCUCCUCCACCUCCACUCAGUCUCCUCGCUACGGCUCCGUCUUCGCUUCCUCCAGCGACCUCUCCCCCUUCGGCAACAUGGACGAGGAAGGGAGGACCCAGCUGGUCAUCAGCAGGUUUGCCAACAUCUCCCAGCAGUCGCAGUCAGCUAGGGGCCUGCUGGGGGGGAUCUUACAGCAUCUUAAGAUAUGCCUGAACCUGUUCCUGGACGGCUGCUGGGAAAGUCAGUCGGUGAAGGAGUUUAUGAGCAGAGAGCUGGAGCAGGAGCCGUAUGAGACUCUCCUGCUCUACUUCCCCUUGUGCCUCAGAGAAGCUGCACAAGUGUUCAACCUCAUCAUCCUGGUCGAGGGGACCGACGAGUUCUCAACGGAACACCACCCAGAGAAAAUCUUCGAGUGGGUUCCCAGCAGAAUCCCAGCUAACGUCAAAUUGGUGGUGUGUAGAAACUGCUGA
Guillardia theta CCMP2712 is the source of this 2013-nucleotide messenger RNA. RefSeq lists its product as hypothetical. The coding region runs from base 1 to 2013 and encodes 670 amino acids. Lineage: Eukaryota; Cryptophyceae; Pyrenomonadales; Geminigeraceae. The record is from RefSeq and is a predicted model, not a curated record. The transcript is spliced from 7 exons.